GAUGCGAAGGUGGAAUUGCAGUUUGAUCUUCUACGCUAUCAAAGUACAGCUUAGAGCCCUCACUAACAAAACUAGACACCUCGAACAGUUUAUCUCGCGUUCUCCAGAGAAUCUUAAAGAAAGCAUUUUACCAUCAUGAAGUUCGCAUUUGGUCUUCUUUGCUUCGGACUUGCGAUCGUUUUCGCCCAAGCCGCUAUUGGAAGCUAUGACUACUGCGGCAAACCUUGCACAGAUAGUGGCAGCAUCACUUGCGCCUACAACCAAGUUUGCUACAAUGUCUUCAUCAAUCCAUGUGAAAUGAAGAAGCGAAAUUGCGAUUUCGAUGACAGAUUCUUGCAAGUGGGUCUCGCUUCAUGCCUUCUCUCAGCGAAUAAGUGCCGUUUCUAGUGUGGACAUAGUGAUUUCAGUAUGAAUUUAUUGUAACUUAGAAUACAUAAGAUUAUCCAUAAUAAAAUAAAAUAUCGUUAAAAUGAA
Molecule: messenger RNA, 474 nt
Organism: Hermetia illucens (black soldier fly)
Lineage: Eukaryota; Metazoa; Arthropoda; Insecta; Diptera; Stratiomyidae
Exons: 3
Coding region: 136-387 (83 amino acids)
Source: RefSeq, a predicted model, not a curated record